Messenger RNA from Dendronephthya gigantea, 835 nucleotides. RefSeq names its product cuticle collagen 14-like. The record is from RefSeq and is a predicted model, not a curated record. Bases 89 to 637 code for a protein of 182 amino acids. The transcript is spliced from 3 exons. Lineage: Eukaryota; Metazoa; Cnidaria; Anthozoa; Malacalcyonacea; Nephtheidae.
UCCAUUUAGUUGGGAAAUAGUUGAAUUGGUAUAACAAAAACACACUCAGAAUUCCUUGAUUUGAGUGUUGUUGAAAAGUAAAUUAGCGAUGGACAUCAAACUAUUCACGGCGUGUUUAUUGGUCGUAGUCUCCUACGCUGCUGCAAAAAGUACACAUCUGUACAAAAGGGAAGCUAACCCCUGUGGCGGAGGAUGCUCUGGCACUUGUGCUCCUGCCUGUUCACAUACGUGUUGCCACCCAGCACCACCCCCACCUCCCCCACCACUCCCACCACCACCAGUUCUACCACCACCACCACCUGGUCCUCCAGGUCUUGACGGUCCCAUGGGCCUGCCCGGGCCAAUGGGGCCUGACGGUCCAAAAGGUCCACUCGGUCUCCCAGGUCCACCCGGCCCGGCAGGACCACCAGGUCAAGCAGGUGCGCCAGCAGGUCCACCCGGAAGAGACGGUCCGCCAGGUCCUCCUGGACCAUCUGGACAUCAAGGUCCCCCAGGUGAUCCAGGUUUAAUGGGUCCACUUGGACCUCCUGGUCCCCCAGGUAACCCAGCACCACCAGGACCACCACCACCUUGCCCGCCUGUCUGUGCACACACCUGUAUCAGAGCUUGCCCACAACCAUGUUGUCACGGCCGCUAGGCGAAAAAUGGAAACGAAAUAGGACCAGGACUAUGAAUAUAACAAUGUACUUGACGUUUUUGAUAAAAAAAAUCGGUAUAUUUAUACACUACCAAUUCAAGAUUAUUUAUAUUAUAGUUAAAUUUUUCUGUAGACCAAAUUAGAAAGAAUCUGUAUUUAUUAGAUGUUUGAUGAAUAUACCAUCAAUUUUGCUUUGAA